AUGAACAAUCCAGAGUCGUAUGUGAAGUAUCAUAGACUACAGUACCGAGACAACGUGCGGUGUCUAGCGGAGAACAUUGGGCGCUUCAAGUGGAAGACCACAGGUAGUCAAGAUGUAGAGAAAAAAGUAUUUCACCCAUUGGAUGUAAAAACUGAAGAGAAAUCGACAGGUAGUAAACUGGACACGCCACAAAAUGGCAACAACCAGUUGGAUUUAGGCAGGCCAAUACGCGUUCUGGAUGUAGGCAGCGCCGACGGGCGAUUCACAUCCGUUGAACUAAGAAAAGUUCUACCACCAAACUGUGAAAUAACAGGUUGUGACAAGAGCAAAGUUAUGGUGGACCACGCGAACACCCACCACGCUGGGAACGGGGUGAAGUUCGAGCUGGUGGAGAUCGGGAAACCAAACCUCCCGGAUCACUUUAUCGGCGUGUUCGAUCACAUCUUUGCGUUCUUUUCCUACCACUGGAUACCGGACCAGAAAACAGCAUUCUCUCAAACCUACGACAUGCUGACUGACGGUGGGGAUUGUCUGCUGCUGAUGGCGGCCAACUCCCCAUGAUAUAUGACGUCUACCGAUGGUUUAGCAAAUCGAAAAGAUGGUCGGACUGGGUUAAGGAUGUGGACGACGUGAUAUCACCGU
Molecule: messenger RNA, 642 nt
Organism: Aricia agestis (brown argus)
Lineage: Eukaryota; Metazoa; Arthropoda; Insecta; Lepidoptera; Lycaenidae
Product: juvenile hormone acid O-methyltransferase-like
Exons: 2
Coding region: 1-561 (186 amino acids)
Source: RefSeq, a predicted model, not a curated record